Messenger RNA from Juglans regia (Persian walnut), 3662 nucleotides. RefSeq lists its product as uncharacterized. Gene Ontology annotation, molecular function: protein kinase activity; protein serine/threonine phosphatase activity; ATP binding. Bases 138 to 3392 code for a protein of 1084 amino acids. The transcript has 21 exons. Gene Ontology annotation, cellular component: nucleus; cytosol. Lineage: Eukaryota; Viridiplantae; Streptophyta; Magnoliopsida; Fagales; Juglandaceae. Gene Ontology annotation, biological process: protein dephosphorylation; protein phosphorylation. The record is from RefSeq and is a predicted model, not a curated record.
CUUUUCGUCUAUGCUUCUCAGCUCUGCCCAAGGUACAUGAGAUGCUGCUUGUUCGACCCCGAGCCUGAAAUCUCUAGCGCAACAAGUAUCGACGAGACUUCAGAAUUCAGACGCCAUAGCCAAUGUUACAGUAGCGGAUGAUUGAAGCAUCCAGAGUUGAGCUAUUAUUAUUCCUGAUAAUAAUAGCAUUUCUUUCUUAUGCAAUUACGCCCUCUUGCGGAGAAUCCUCCACAUGCUUGACGGUUUACAAAGAGGGCGGUGCUCCGGCGGUUUUUCGAUCCCCCAAAUGCCCCCGAUGGAACCUCUCAAAGCCUCCUCUCGAUUCACGGACCACCACCGCCCGUUGCCAAUCUGCCACUCUUCAGGGUCGCCGAAACUCCCAGGAGGAUCGCACUCUCUGUGCCCUCGACAUUCGCAUCCCCUUCCCCGGUAAGAUUGGGGUCAAGGAGGUUGUAGUCGGCAUCGUUGCGGUUUUUGAUGGCCAUAAUGGCGCUGAUGCCAGUGACAUGGCUUCCAAGCUUUUGUUGGAGUAUUUCGUUUUGCAUACGUAUUUCCUUCUUGAUGCAACGUUUUCGAAGAAAUCUGCCGGAAGGUUUCUGGAUAAGAGAGAAUAUGAUGUUUUUCGAGUGCUUAACUGGGAUGAAAGAACUACUAGGUUUAAGUAUUCGUGGCCAGCGGAUCUUGAUGAUUCUCUUCACUUAGAAAUUUUGAAGGAAGCAUUGCUGAGGGCAAUCCAUGACAUUGAUGUGACCUUUUCUAAGGAGGCGUCUAGAAGGCAUCUUAAUUCUGGUUCUACAGCCACAGUCAUACUAAUAGCAGAUGGUCAAAUUUUAGUUGCCAACAUUGGAGAUUCGAAGGCAUUUCUGUGCUCCGAGAAAUUCCAGUCUCCUGCAGAGGCUAAAGCGACUCUAAUAAGGCUAUACAGGGAGAAACGACGCAAUGGUGCUAUUUCCCGUGCAACAGAUUAUGACAACUUCAAAGCAGCUUCCUCCAAUGGACUGGUGCAUUUUUAUGUCAAGGAAUUGACCAGAGAUCAUCAUCCAGAUAGAGAUGAUGAAAGGAUGAGGGUGGAAACUGCUGGUGGGUAUGUUUUGGAGUUGGGUGGUGUGCCCCGAGUAAAUGGCCAGUUGGCUAUUUCCCGAGCAAUUGGUGAUGUGUCCUUUAAAAGUUUUGGUGUUAUAUCUGCACCAGAGGUCACAGAUUGGCAACCUCUGACCAUGAAUGAUAGCUAUCUUGUGGCUGCAUCUGAUGGAAUUUUUGAGAAGUUGAGCAUGCAGGAUGUUUGUGAUUUGUUGUGGGAAGUGCAGAGUCAUGGUACCUCGAGAUCAGAACUUUCUGCUUCAUGCUUGUACUCAUUAGCUGAUUGUUUAGUUAACACGGCCUUUGAAAAGGGCAGUAUGGAUAAUGUAGCAGCUGUUGUGGUUCGUUUGGGAUUGUUGGGUUUUUCUGAAGAUUUACUUAAUGAAAGGUGUGUUGGAGAGGGAGACAGAGAUGUCACAGCAACAGGAGUUCUAAAGUUCAGUUAUAAACGCUCAGCUGAUGGCACCACUUCUGACCUAGUGGAAUUGGACCUUACUCAUCCAGUUGUGGACAAGUUUGAAAGAUUAUUGGUCAAGAGGAAAAAUUGCAAUUUUGGCUGUUUUCAUUUAUUUGAGAACCUUGAUGAACAUAUGGAUUACCCAUUGCAAGCUGGAAAGGAUGACCAGACAGACUAUAUGUAUGACCUACCUCAGGCUCUACCUGAGGCCCUUGAUCAACAGUGUGGUGGACUUUUAGAUUUGCAUAAUGACCAGAGUUUGUGCUUCUACCUUGGUAUGACUGUUGAUGGAGCUAAAGAUCAGUGCAUAAAUCCUGAAGGCUUUGCUAGUUUUCUUGGUCUGCUUCAGUCGAUUCCACUCCAUGACACUGGUUCAAAUUAUGGAUCAUUUGAGUAUGCGAUGCCGGACUUGAGGUACAAACUAAAGAAGAGGUUUGGUCGGGGAUCAUAUGGUGAAGUAUGGUUGGCUUUUCAUUGGGAUUGUUGUCAAGAAAACAAUGGUUCAAACUGUUAUGGAAAGAACAAUUAUAUCUCACCUAAUUCUUUUCAUUUUAACUCAAACCAUAGUUCAUCUACUCAUAGUCAGGCUGAUCCUGCUGAUGAGAACUUGUUCAUUUUGAAACGUAUAAUGGUGGAGAGGGGAGCCGCCGUUUACUUAAGUGGUCUACGGGAGAAGCAUUUUGGUGAAGUUUUCUUAAAUGCAUCUAAGUGCCUUGGAGGCUUGCUAUCAGCUGGAACUUCAAAUACUGUAGUGGAUGAAUCACAGCUGGGAAUAUCUGACCCAUUAGAGAUAAAUGAUACAAUGGUCCAUGAAAAUACUUGGAGUUUUGAAAAUGUAUUUCUCAACAAAUUUAGAACUCAAAGGGUGACAUAUGAAGAAGGUCUGAACCAUAUUGCAAGAUAUGUAGAGUCUUUCGAAUCUCGAUCUAAUGAAAUAUGGCUUGUAUUUCGACAUGAAGGUGUGUCCUUGUCAAAGCUUAUGUAUACCGUGGAAGAUGUAGAUAAAAAUGCUGAUGAAGGGGUUGAACAUGUAAAACACGUUCAGAUAUUGCGUCCCUCAAAAUGGUGGCAUUGGUUGAAGACUACAGAAGCAGGACAACAGGAAAUGCGGAGUCUUAUAUGGCAGUUGUUGUUGGGGAUCAAGUCCUGUCAUGAUCGCAAUAUCACCCACAGGGAUAUCAAACCCGAGAACAUGGUCAUAUGUUUUGAAGAUCAAGACACAGGGAGAUGCCUAAAAGAAAGUCCAACUGGAGAUAAGAAUGUCACCACCAAAAUGCGCAUUAUUGACUUUGGUAGUGCGAUAGAUGAUUUCACAAUGAAGCAUUUCUAUGGUUCCACUGGACCUUCUAGAGCUGAACAAACUUACGAGUAUGCUCCACCUGAAGCACUUCUCAAUGCAAGUUUCUAUCAUGGGCCAAUAAGUACAACUUUGAAGUAUGAUAUGUGGAGCAUUGGUGUUGUGAUGUUAGAGUUAAUCCUAGGAUCACCAAAUGUUUUUCAGAUAAGUGCUUUAACACGUGCUCUUUUAGACCAGCAUCUUAAGGGUUGGAACGAAGGCCUAAAAGAGCUCGCAUAUAAACUUAGAUCAUUCAUGGAAUUGUGUAUCUUAAUCUCUGGGAGUUCCUCAAAACACCAGCACUCAAUGGACCGAGUUGGACUUUCACCAGCCUCCUGGAAAUGCUCUGAAGAAUUUUUUUCCAAUCAGAUAAAGAGUAGAGAUCCUCUGAAACUAGGGUUUCCAAAUGUAGCAGCUUUGCGAUUAGUGCGCCAUCUAUUAAUUUGGGAUCCGGAGGAUAGAUUUAGUGUUGAUGAGGCUUUAAGGCAUCCUUAUUUCCAACCUCCUCCCGAACGAUAAGUAUUUCGCAAAGUUCACUAAUUAUUUUACUGGUGAUUUCUUUUCCCAACAAGGUUUCAUUUGUCAUUAAUCGGGAAAGGAAUUUGGAAGUCAGAAUUGCGAAGCCUUGCAGAAACCGUUUCAGGAUAUUUUAACUGAUCCAAACACACGAAUACAUGGGGAAAUUGUAGAAAUAUCUUGAUUUUCAUUUGCCUGGGCAAAUGAUCUACAUUAUUGCACUUGCCAAUACAUACAAGCAAAAAGCAAUUGAUUAAAGAUCUACAAUGGCUA